AUGGGAUAUCCUUCGCCUUUACGUACUAGCAUACGUAAACUCUCUCCAAAUGUUGUUACAGUGUCAUGUCCUUUCUCUAUCAAAAAUAAGGCUGACGUUGGAAAUCGGAUGACGUUGAUCAAGUACGAUGGAGAUGUUGUUGUUUUCUCUCCUAUUCCAUAUGGAGAAUACAUGAACGAAGCUUUUGAGGCAUUAGGUGGACCCAAUUUAAAACCAAAGUACUUGGUGAUUGUCAACUUCCAACACAAUUUGGCAGCUCCGUCAUUCAAAAAAGAAUAUCCGGACAUCAAGAUAAUCGCAGGGGAAAAUGUUGAAUUGGGACCAGAAUGUCCUGUUUCACUCAGAUUAACUAGUGACAUGGGCAAUCGCUUGCUUAAAGCUGAAGAUUUGAGACAGAAGUGGGGCGUCGAUGAAGAAUGGUGGUGCAAUUUGGAGCUCUGUUAUUUGACUAACCACAAGAACAAGGAUGUGGUUAUGUACGAGAAAACGUCUCGCAUCUUAAUUGAAGGUGACGUCGUGUUCAACAUGGGUGUUCCAGACGAAAAUGACUCCUUUGAGCAAUACUCACCUGCUACCGGUUACCGAGAAAAGCACUUUCCUUAUACUGGAUGGUCCUACAUGUUGAGGUUUGUCAAUGCUAACAGCUUUCUAGGACCAUGGUUAUUUUCUCGUUUGUCGAACACUAAAACAGAAGGCGGUAGAAAUGCAAUUAAAUUGUUGUAUGAAAACUGGGAUUUUGAGACAAUAGUACCAUGUCAUGGAAAUGUCAUUUCAAAAGACGCGAAGAUUGUCUUUAAGAAAGGAUUUAAUCUCUGA
Molecule: messenger RNA, 816 nt
Organism: Clavispora lusitaniae ATCC 42720
Lineage: Eukaryota; Fungi; Ascomycota; Pichiomycetes; Serinales; Metschnikowiaceae
Source: RefSeq, a predicted model, not a curated record